Messenger RNA from Tyto alba (common barn owl), 3412 nucleotides. Its product is annotated as dual specificity tyrosine-phosphorylation-regulated kinase 1B-like. Gene Ontology annotation, cellular component: nucleus. The record is from RefSeq and is a predicted model, not a curated record. Gene Ontology annotation, molecular function: ATP binding; protein serine/threonine kinase activity; protein serine/threonine/tyrosine kinase activity. Gene Ontology annotation, biological process: positive regulation of DNA-templated transcription; protein autophosphorylation; peptidyl-serine phosphorylation. NCBI's taxonomy places the organism in Eukaryota, Metazoa, Chordata, Aves, Strigiformes, Tytonidae. The transcript has 11 exons. The coding region runs from base 911 to 3379 and encodes 822 amino acids.
GGUUGGCCCUCCCAGUAACAGUGUGGGCUCCUCAGGUCCAGGUUGGCCCUCCCAGUACCAGUAUGGGCUCCUCAGCACCAGUAUGGGUUCCUCAGGACUGGUAUGGUCCUCCCAGUAACAGUAUGUCCCUCUCAGUACCAGUAUGGGUUGCUCAGGACCAGUAUGGGCUCCUCAGACUGGUAUGGCCCUCCCAGUAACAGUAUGGGCUCCUCAGACUGGUAUGGCCCUCCCAAUAACAGUAUGGGCUCCUCAGCACCAGUAUGGGUUCCUCAGGACCAGUAUGGCCCUCCCGGUAACUCUAUGGGUUCCUCAGAACUGGUAUGGCCCUCCCAGAACCAGUAUGGGUUGCUCAGGACCAGUAUGGCCCUCCCGGCACCCAUAUGGGUUCCCCAGGAUCAGUAUGGCCCUCUCAGAACCAGUACAGAUUGCUCCGGACCAGUAUGGCCCUCCCAUGACCGGUACAGACUUCCCGGGACCAGUAUGGCCCUCCCCAUACCAGUAUGGAUUUUUCAGAACCGGUAUAGCUCUUCCCAUACCAGUAGGGACUCCUCAGCACCAGUAUGACCAUCCCAGUACAAACAUGACCCUCCCUAUCCCAGUAUGGAUUGCCUGGGACCAGUAUGACCCAGUGCCAUUAUGGAUUCCCCAAGACUGGCAUGAGUCCCUGUAUCAGUAUGACCCUGCCACUACCAGUAUCGAUUCCCCAAGACCAGUAUGACCCUCCCCAUACCAGUAUGGAUCCCCCAGGACCAUUAUGAUUCUCCCAGUACCAGUACAUAUUCCUCAGAACCAGUAUGACCCAGUAUCAGUAUGGAUCCUGUGGGACUAGUGUGACCCUCCCAUUACCAGUAGGGAUUCCCCAGUACCAGUCUGACCCUCCCAGUACCAGUAGGGAUUCCUCAGGACCAGUAUGACUCUCCCAGUACCACCAUGGCUCUCUCAGUACCAGUAUGGAUCCCCCAGUUCUCCCAGUACAGGUGUGACCAUCCGAGCACGACCAUGCCUCUCCCCAUACCAGUACGGAUGUCCCAGUCCCACCCAGUACCAGUACAACCCUGCCAGUACUAGUGUGGGUCUCCCAGUUUUCCCAGUACAGUUUUUCCCCACAGGUGGCGGCAGCAGCGCAGGAUGCCCGGGGCCGGCCUGGCCGGGCGUUUGGCUCCGCUCUGAGCCCACCAUGUCAGGUCAGCCCGGCCAUGCCCCCUUCGCCAGCCUCCAGCCCAUGGCCGAGCCCCCCCAGAUCCUGCCAGAGCUGAGCCUGCUGCCGCGGCGCCUGCCCCCCCAAUUUCGGGACGCGGGGAGCGCCCCCCUCCGCAAACUCUCCGUCGAUCUCAUCAAAACCUACAAACACAUCAAUGAGGUGUACUACGCCAAGAAGAAGCGGCGGGCUCAGCAGGGCCCCCCCGACGCCGCCGGCACCAAGAAGGAGCGGCGCCUCUGCAACGAGGGCUACGACGACGACAACCACGACUACAUCGUCCGCAGCGGCGAGCGCUGGCUCGACCGCUACGAGAUCGACUCCCUCAUCGGCAAAGGCUCCUUCGGACAGGUGGUGAAGGCUUACGACCACCAGGCCCAGGAGUGGGUGGCUAUCAAGAUCAUCAAGAACAAAAAAGCGUUUCUGAACCAGGCGCAGAUCGAGCUGCGGCUGCUCCAGCUGAUGAACCAGCACCACACUGAGAUGAAGUAUUACAUCGUGCACCUCAAGCGCCAUUUCAUGUUCCGCAACCACCUCUGCUUGGCCUUCGAGCUCCUCUCCUACAACCUCUACGACCUCCUCCGCAACACCAACUUCCGUGGCGUCUCCCUCAACCUCACCCGCAAGUUCGCCCAGCAGCUCUGCGCCGCCCUCCUCUUCCUCGCCACCCCAGAGCUCCGCAUCAUCCACUGUGACCUCAAGCCCGAGAACAUCCUCCUCUGCAACCCCAAGCGCUCCGCCGUCAAGAUCGUCGACUUCGGCAGCUCCUGCCAGCUGGGCCAGAGGAUCUACCAGUACAUCCAGAGCCGCUUUUACCGGUCCCCGGAGGUGCUGCUGGGGCUGCCCUACGACCUGGCCAUCGACAUGUGGUCCCUGGGCUGCAUCCUGGUGGAGAUGCACACGGGCGAGCCGCUCUUCAGCGGCGCCAACGAGGCCGACCAGAUGAACCGGAUCGUGGAGGUGCUGGGGCUUCCCCCCCCCCACAUGCUGGAACAGGCCCCCAAAGCCCGCAAGUACUUCGAGAAGCUGCCAGAGGGGGGGUGGGCCCUCAAGAGGAACAAGGAGAGCAAGAAGGAGUACAAGGUGCCGGGGACGCGACGUCUCCACGAGGUGCUGGGGGUGGAGAGCGGUGGCCCGGGCGGGCGCCGGGCGGGGGAGCAAGGCCACGCCCCCUCGGACUACCUGAAAUUCAAGGACUUGGUCUUACGGAUGUUGGACUACGAACCCCGGAGUCGCAUCACCCCCUUUUACGCUCUCCAACACAACUUCUUCAAGAAGACCAACGAUGAAGGUACCAACACCAGCAACAGCACCUCCACCAGCCCGGCCAUGGAGCACAGCCACAGCACCAGUACGACCAGUUCCAUCUCCAGUUCGGGUGGCUCCAGCGGCUCCUCCAACGACAACCGGAGCUACCGCUACAGCAGCCGCUACUACGGGAGCGCGGCCGCCCCGCACGGCGACUGCGAGAUGCAGAGCCCCCAGGCCCCCCCAGCGCAACCGCCCCGACCUUGGCCCGGGGGGGACCCGGCCGCACCCCCCGCCUGCACCGACGCCUUCACCCCUUUGGGACCCCCCAAGCCCCCCCAGAUCUUACCUGGGGGGGGAGGAGGAGGAGGAGGAGCCCCCCCCCCUUUCCCACGCCCCCCCCCGGCCCCCCACCCCUCCCAGCACCACCAGCACCACCAGCAGCACCAGCACCACCCGCCGGGGCCCCCCCUUUCUCUCCCUGGGGGGGGCUCUUUAAGCGAGCGGAUGAUGGAUUUGGGGGGGCCCCCCCCCGCCUCCUCCGCCGCCCCCCCCCCCGCCGCCACCUCCGUUGCCCCCCCCUCCUCCUCCUCCUCCUCCUCCUCCCCCCCCACCCCGCCACCACCCGGACUGUCACCCCUUUGCCCCCACAAUUUUCCGGACUCGAGGGGGGGUCACCGGUUUUGGGGGGGGCGGGGGGGGGGGGCGAGACGACGCACGGCACCACCGCGGCGGCGGGGGGGGGGGAGCACACACCCCCACCAUCCCCCCCCCCUCCCCACCACCCCCACCGCCGCCACCAUGACAACAGGGGGGGCGGGGGGGGGGCAGCACCCCCCUUACGGGGGUCCCCAUUUCCGGGGGCGCCCCGAGCACGAGGACUCGGCCAUUUUGGGGGGGGGCGUCCCCCAAAGUACGGCCGCCAGCUCUUGACAAACCCCUCCCUCCCCCCCCCCCCCUUUUUUA